This is a messenger RNA of Annulohypoxylon maeteangense, 1029 nucleotides long. Its product is annotated as alpha/beta-hydrolase. Bases 77 to 859 code for a protein of 260 amino acids. Gene Ontology annotation, molecular function: palmitoyl-(protein) hydrolase activity; carboxylic ester hydrolase activity. The record is from RefSeq and is a predicted model, not a curated record. Gene Ontology annotation, cellular component: cytoplasm. NCBI's taxonomy places the organism in Eukaryota, Fungi, Ascomycota, Sordariomycetes, Xylariales, Hypoxylaceae. The transcript has a single exon. Gene Ontology annotation, biological process: protein depalmitoylation.
CCGAGAUACAUAAUAGCAUGUCCCUGUGCCUUCCGGACCGAACAUUGAUCCAUCACAGGCAUCUUCAAAUAGCAAUAUGCCGACCAGAAUCCCCAAGCCCGAGGAUUUCAAUCACUUAUCGCCCUCGCUACAUAUUUCACUAAUCUUCCCCGAAAUCCCAGAGACGACAACGGCUAUCCUUAUCCUCUUUCACGGCCUCGGUGAUUCGGAAGCAUCAUUCGCUUCAUUUGCGAAGAGCAUCAAUUUACCAGGUGUUCUCGCUAUUUCUGUCCGUGGUGUCUCUCCGAUACCACCUGCCUUACUUGGCUCUGAAGCAAGCGGCCCGCCUAGAAAUUUCCACUGGGGAGAUGAUUUGACUUUAUCCCCGUCAACGGGAGACCUAGACACGGAUCCGGGUUUCUCAAAGGCCGAGGGUCUAGUACUCGGGAAACUUAUCCGCGAGACUUUGAUUGAAAAAUGCGGCUGGGAUACGGACGACAUCGUACUAUUUGGCUUCGGGCAAGGUGGUUCUUUAGCACUCGGUUUAUCAUCGAAAAUUCGUCAGGGUGAAAGAGUUGUAGAUGUUACCGAGGGAAAUGGAGCCGCUUCUACAACUUUUAAGGGCGUAGUGACAAUCGGUGGUCCUUUGCCUACAAGCAUGAUACCCACGAUAAGUGCGAGAGGGAAGUCUCGAACACCGAUCUUAGCAUGCCAUGGUAGAUCAAGCGAAAAUCUUGAUGAAGAUGCGAUGGAUCUCCUAAGGAAAGAAUUUGCCUUCAUACGAGAAGUCAAGUGGAACAAGAGUAACGACGAUAUGCCCAGAAACAAGGACGAGAUGGUACCGAUCAUGCGAUUCUUUGCCGAAAAAAUACGCGGGUAGUAAGAUACGACUCGAAACUAUUAGUAGAAGUAGGCUCUUAAUUAUAUACAUGGGGUCAUUGUGAUUCUUAGGGUCGUUGAGUACUAUCAUUAUAAGCUUAGCAAUGAACCCCUGACAUGCUAGAGAUCUACAGCCUAAAAAGCAUCUGUAACUAAAAUAACAUGAAAAUA